Drosophila ananassae is the source of this 384-nucleotide messenger RNA. RefSeq lists its product as uncharacterized. The record is from RefSeq and is a predicted model, not a curated record. The transcript has a single exon. NCBI's taxonomy places the organism in Eukaryota, Metazoa, Arthropoda, Insecta, Diptera, Drosophilidae. Bases 113 to 301 code for a protein of 62 amino acids.
UAGACAACAAAAUCCCAGGAGCCUUUCCCCCCAACAUCACUCUCUCAGCGUUCCGGAAAAUGUUUCUAAAUUAAGGCUGAGCUUCUGGGGCCCGGAAAACAACUGCACAACCAUGCGAGGAUCUCUUGGGCCGAGAGACAAGCUGAAGCUGAUCAUCGGCGGGAAGGUCUGCGAGGUGUACCGCGAUGAGUUUAGCUGCGGAUCGAUCCCCUUCUGGGGAGCCUUCAUCUGCUUCGCCGCCUUCGGUCUGUUCCUGGCCUAUUACCACAUGAAUCGGGAUCGCAUCCAACAGAGCAACUAACGAGUCCUCCUGGAAAAAUAGUGAAUUGUAACAACUGGUAGCUCCUUUGGCCUUUCACAUUAAACUGCCUGAUCCUGAUCAUA